UUUACUAAAAUUUUAAAUCAACGCAGGAAAAAGUUAAGCGAUUUUAGAAAGCAAAUUGUCAAGAUAUUAGUAAAGUUUAUUAUAUAAAUAAAGAUACUAAAAUGUCUGAUGAUGAAGAAAUAACAUAUGUAAAAAAACAAAAAAUUGUUCACUAUGGAAGCUUGGAAGAACAGGAACAUCAACGUUUAGCUGAGCAGGAAAAAAAACAAACUGAAGAUGAUGCUGAAGGAACUAGAAGUGAUGAUGAUACUAGUGACAAUAUUAAGGUGGCUAUUGCUGCAGGGAACAUUAACAUGUCUGAUGAGUAUAUGGAACUUGAAGAAGAAUUAAGCAAAGACAAACAGUUAUUACUAGAAGAGUUUGAAAAACGAAAAAAGGCAAGACAAAUAAAUGUUUCAACAGAUGAUGCAGAAGUAAAACUAACAUUAAGACAACUUGGAGAACCAAUAUGUCUAUUUGGAGAGGGUCCUGCUGAUAGAAGAGAGAGACUUCGUCAGCUUUUAGCUCGAUUAGGAGAAGAUGCUAUUAGGAGAAAAAAAGAAGAGGAAUAUAUUCAAGAAGAAAAAGAAAAAGAAUGUGAAUCCACUUGGUAUCAUGAAGGUUCAAAAGGUUUGAAGGCAGCAAGGUUAUGGAUAGCUAGAUAUUCUAUACCCAAAGCUAAAGCAAGACUACAGAAAGCAAGAGAAGAUAAAAAUGUACCAGAAUCACAAAAGAAUGCAAAACAACAAGAACUCUAUAAAAAGUUACGGUCUAUUAAUAUUAACUGUAGUCAAAUUGGAGAUACUCGUCCAAUAUCAUUUUGUCAAUUUAGUCCAAAUUCUAAAAUUUUAGCCACAGCUUCUUGGAGUGGAUUAUGCAAACUGUGGUCAGUUCCUGAUUGUCAACUUAUAAGAACUCUAGAAGGACAUAAUUAUAAUGUUGGAGCAAUAGUAUUUCAUCCUCAAGCUACACUUUCUCUCUCAGAUUCUGAAUGCUGUAUGGCAACAUGUGCCACAGAUGGAUCAGUUAAACUGUGGGACUUGCAAAGUAAGAAUCCAAUUGCUAAUAUUGAAGGUCAUGCACCAUAUCGUGUUUCACGAUUAGGAUUUCAUCCAUCUGGUAGAUUUUUAGCAACUUGUGUGUUUGACAAUUCUUGGAGGCUCUGGGAUCUUGAAGCAAGGGAAGAAGUUCUUCAUCAAGAAGGCCACAGUAAACCAGUAUAUGAUCUUUCUUUUCAAUGUGAUGGAUCUUUAAUAGCUACUGGAGGAAUGGAUGCAUUUGGUCGUGUAUGGGAUCUAAGAACAGGAAGAUGCAUUAUGUUUUUGGAAGGACAUCUGAAAUCAAUUCUUUCUAUUUGCUUUUCUCCAAAUGGAUAUCAAAUAGCUACAGGAAGUGAAGAUAAUACAAUAAAAAUUUGGGAUAUGCGCCACCAAAAAUAUCAAUACACAAUACCAUCUCAUGUAAAUCUCGUUUCUCGAGUGCUAUUUGAAAAAAAUUCAGGACAAUUUCUUAUUAGUACUUCAUAUGACAAUUCAUUAAAGAUUUGGGCUCACCCUGGUUGGACAUCAAUUCAAACAUUGAGUGGACAUGAUGGCAAAGUAAUGGGUGCAGAUAUUGCUCCAAAUGGACAUUUUAUAGCAACGUGUUCAUUUGACCGCACAUUUAAACUAUGGGCACCAGAAUAAUAUCUAAAAGAUUAUCUCAUCUUAAUAAAAUUAUAUAUAUUAAAUCUUAACAAAGUUAUGUACAUAUUGCAAUUUAAACUACAGAAAAGCCAUUUUUAUUAGAUA
Centruroides sculpturatus (bark scorpion) is the source of this 1769-nucleotide messenger RNA. It is a transcript of the gene U4-U6-60K, whose product is annotated as U4/U6 small nuclear ribonucleoprotein Prp4-like. The coding region runs from base 102 to 1664 and encodes 520 amino acids. Gene Ontology annotation, molecular function: protein binding; U6 snRNA binding; U4 snRNA binding. Gene Ontology annotation, cellular component: U4/U6 x U5 tri-snRNP complex. NCBI's taxonomy places the organism in Eukaryota, Metazoa, Arthropoda, Arachnida, Scorpiones, Buthidae. The record is from RefSeq and is a predicted model, not a curated record. The transcript has 16 exons. Gene Ontology annotation, biological process: mRNA splicing, via spliceosome.